Arctia plantaginis is the source of this 258-nucleotide messenger RNA. The record is from the annotation of a GenBank genome assembly. NCBI's taxonomy places the organism in Eukaryota, Metazoa, Arthropoda, Insecta, Lepidoptera, Erebidae.
AUGAAGGUAAUUUUGAUUGUGGCGUUGGCGCUUUUGGCCUUGGCGAGCGCAGAUCACGUGCAAGUAGCAGAUGGAGCAAAUACAGACGAAAUCAACAUUAUUCCUGACCCGUUUUUUGCGGGAGGUGCCCAGGCCCCUACUCCCAACUUCGUCCCUGACGAAUUCUUCGCGGGUGGCAAUCAGGGUGGUUAUCAAAAACCUGAUAUUAGACCCGAAUAUGUACAGUAUGGCAGACCCAGCAGAUAUAACAAUCCCUAA